Merops nubicus (carmine bee-eater) is the source of this 1482-nucleotide messenger RNA. RefSeq names its product ATP-binding cassette sub-family C member 8-like. Gene Ontology annotation, cellular component: membrane. Gene Ontology annotation, molecular function: sulfonylurea receptor activity; ABC-type transporter activity; ATP binding. Lineage: Eukaryota; Metazoa; Chordata; Aves; Coraciiformes; Meropidae. The annotation marks the transcript as partial. The transcript is spliced from 9 exons. The record is from RefSeq and is a predicted model, not a curated record. Gene Ontology annotation, biological process: transmembrane transport; potassium ion transport.
GAUGGGGAAGUCAGAGUUCCAAAGUACACAUACAUCACAGCACAUGGCUUCAUUUUCCUGGCCACAAUUUGCGCUGGAUACUGACUUUUAUCCUCUUGUUUGUGUUGGUGUGUGAAAUUGCAGAGGGCAUAGUGUCUGAUGGGGUUUCGGAGUCGCGCCACUUACACCUGUACAUGCCUGCGGGGAUGGCGUUCCUGGCGGCCAUCACCUCCGUCGUCUACUACCAUAACAUCGAAACAUCCAAUUUCCCCAAGCUGUUAAUUGCAUUGCUGUUCUACUGGACUUUAGCUUUCAUAACUAAAACCAUCAAAUUUGUAAAGUUUUGUGAUAAUGGAGUUGGAUUUUCUCAGCUUCGAUUUUGCCUCACAGGACUCCUGGUUGUUCUGUAUGGAAUGCUGCUGGUUGUAGAAAUCAAUGUCAUCAGGGUGAGGAGGUAUGUUUUCUUCAAAACUCCUAAAGAAGUUAAACCUCCUGAGGAUCUCCAGGACCUUGGUGUUCGAUUCUUACAGCCAUUUGUGAAUCUGCUGUCCAAAGGAACAUACUGGUGGAUGAAUACCUUCAUCAAGACUGCCCAUAAAAAACCAAUAGACUUGAAAACUAUAGGCAAGCUUCCCAUUGCUAUGAGAGCUCUGACCAAUUACAUUCGCCUUAAUGAGGCCUUUGAAGCACAGAAGAAUAAAAGGUCAUCCUCUCCACAAGGCUCUAGGUCAAUUUGGCGUGCUCUCUGCUGUGCUUUUGGGAGACCCUUACUGCUCAGUAGCACGUUCCGGAUUCUGGCUGACUUGCUCGGGUUCGCCGGUCCGCUCUGCAUCUCUGGGAUUGUUCACAAUGUUGGGAAAGGAAACAACACCAUCCGCCCACAGACUAAAAUUCUUGGUGUUUUCUUUAUUUCCUCUCAAGAGUUCCUGUCCAAUGCUUAUGUUUUGGCUGUGCUCUUAUUUUUUGCCCUUCUGUUGCAAAGGACAUUUCUCCAAGCAUCAUACUACGUUGCUAUUGAAACAGGAAUCAACUUGCGAGGUGCAAUACAGACAAAAAUAUACAAUAAAAUUAUGCAGCUUUCAACCUCUAACAUGUCUAUGGGGGAGAUGACUGCAGGCCAGAUCUGUAACCUAGUUGCCAUAGACACAAAUCAGCUCAUGUGGUUCUUUUUCCUCUGCCCUAACCUUUGGGCUAUGCCAGUACAGAUAAUUGUAGGAGUUCUUCUGCUCUAUUACCUUCUUGGAAUCAGUGCUUUAAUUGGGGCAGCAGUAAUCAUAGUCCUUGCACCUGUUCAGUACUUUGUAGCAACAAAACUCUCACAGGCCCAGAGGAGCACAUUGGAGUACUCCAAUGAGAGACUGAAGAAGACAAAUGAGAUGCUUCGAGGCAUUAAGCUGCUUAAACUCUAUGCUUGGGAACACAUCUUUCACAGCAGCGUAGAGGAAACCAGACAGAAAGAAAUGACUAGCCUCAAGUCUUUUGCCCUUUACACCUCCAUAUCCA